CUCGCCUUUUCAGUUCAGUUUGGGCAGUGUCGCUGUGGGGUGAGGACAGCGGCGACGACCAUGGGGAAGCUUCAGGAGUUUGAAAUCACUUUUGACGGGAAUAAAGUCGUGUACAGCCCGGGAGAGAGCAUCACUGGCAUCGUGAGGAUCAAAGUGGCCCAGGCGCUGCCAUGUAAAGAUAUUAAAGUAAACUGCAAUGGCUUCUGUGGCAUCACGACUAAAGUGAACGACACCGCCUGGACCAAUGAGGAGCAGUACUUCAACACAACCGUCUCUGUGGCAGACAAAGGUACUCUGAAACCCGGAGAACACACUUUUCCAUUCAAGUUUCUCAUCCCAGCCACAGCCCCCACAUCUUAUGAAGGAAACUAUGGGAAGAUUAUUUACAGAGUGCGCGCCUUCAUCGACACACCACGAUUUGCCAAAGACUACAACACAGAGAAGGCCUUCUACCUGCUUAGCCUCCUCAACCUCAAUGAAGUGCCAGACAUUUGGGGCCCUAACCAGUCUGCAGUGACCCAGCAGUUCACGUACAUGUUGAUGAAAACUGGUACAAUUGUCCUGAAAGCUGAGACGGACAUGAGGGGCUACACAAAUGGACAAGUGAUUCAAGUCAGUGCAAACGUCCACAACCAAUCAGGGAAGACCACUGGCAACAUCAUAGCCAGCCUCAUGCAGCGUGUCACAUAUGAAACAAAGCGGCCGACUCAUGACCUCCGGGUGAUUGCACAGGUGGAGGGGGGAGUAGUGAAGGCAGGGAAGGAGCUGGCGUGGAAGGAACAGAUCAUUGUUCCUGCUCUGCCCCAGUCUGCGCUAAAGGGGUGUGAUCUCAUCAAGAUCGAAUACUAUGUCAAAGUCAGUCUGAAAUCUCCAGAUGUCAUGUUAACAUUACCCAUCCACAUUGGAAACGUGUCACUGGACAAAAAGUACCGGCCAGCAGCCAAAUCUGCCUCUGCUCCUGCUCCUGCUUCUGUUCCUGCUUCCGUUCCUAGCUCUCUCCCCGUUCCUGAAGACUCUACCUCCAGUACUGCCACCACACCCACGUUACCCCCUCGGCCCGGUCCCAAACCUGCCCCCCGUGCUGCCCCGCGCUCCCGAAUGUCCUCCUGCCACUCCCCCAGUGCACCCCCAGCAGAGUUUCCAUUGGGGGCUGAAGGGGGCGCUAUGAUAGACGAUGGUUAUCCCAAUAAGAGACAGUCCCAGCUAGUAUCACCAAAUGCAUUCAGCUACGCCCCAGGGCUGUUUUUCGGCCAAAACCAGCAGAAUAAUGACAAUCCCCAAGCAGCAUCUAGGGGUGCGGCCGCUCCCUACCCUCCAGAUAAUAGAGCAAGUGCAAUGCCAAGUCCGCUUAUAAUACCACCGGACUACAGCACAGCUUCAUAUCCAAAAGAUAAUGGAGUAGAAACAAGAAGCUCCACCAUCCUAUGAUGAAAGCUGCAACACUUGAACCAACAACACCAGAAAGAUGGUCAACCUUUUACCUGCACCAGGACCUACCAACGAGUUGCGUUCUAAUCUAAUAGAUACCAAAAAGUUGGUUUCAAAAUGUUUGACCUUGUUGGAAAUUUUGGUUCUUAUAAUGGUUAAAACAGUUGUGAUUUACUCUCUCCCUAGAGAAUUCAAUCAAUAUUUUUCAGUGGUCAUUUACUCUACUAGAAAUACCCAAUAUGUAUCAUCAAUAAAAAAAAACAACAUCAGUUUGUACAUAAAACACAUUUAAAGAAAAUUAAGGUAGGCCUACUUUAAAAAAAUCUUGGUGUCUGUGAUGUCUAGUUUGGGAUCUUAGAUUUCCAAAUGCAUUCUCAGCAUCACAGUUUACUAAUGUUUUAUUGUAAACUUUUGCUAAACAAGUUGCAUAUAUUGUUUUUAUAUAUUUUGAGCAGCAAUGAACAAUCUUAUUUGUACAAACAAUAUUCAUCCUGUUAUGUGAAUUUUUUUGUCAUGAGUUUGGUCACUCUUGGUUUGAUUGUGGGAAUCACUGUAAUUUAUAUUGUUCAGCUGCUAAGUGAGUGUUUUUUCUUUUGUUUUUAAACUUUUAUUGUAUAGAGAAAGUAUGGUUUUAAUUUUAUGUUUUUAUUAUCAGUCCUGUGUCAUUAACCAACGAUGAGAGAUUCCCCUCAUCUUUGGUUAAUCAAAAUUUAUUCUAAUCAGCAUAUCUACGCCAAAUUGUAUUUAUUUAUUUUAUUGCCACCUGUUGUUGGAUUCCAAUAAAGACCAGAUUAAUGU
Molecule: messenger RNA, 2226 nt
Organism: Periophthalmus magnuspinnatus
Lineage: Eukaryota; Metazoa; Chordata; Actinopteri; Gobiiformes; Gobiidae
Gene: arrdc1a
Product: arrestin domain containing 1a
Exons: 9
Coding region: 61-1428 (455 amino acids)
Biological process (GO): protein transport
Cellular component (GO): cytoplasm
Molecular function (GO): ubiquitin protein ligase binding; ubiquitin-like ligase-substrate adaptor activity
Source: RefSeq, a predicted model, not a curated record